Lactuca saligna is the source of this 360-nucleotide messenger RNA. The record is from the annotation of a GenBank genome assembly. NCBI's taxonomy places the organism in Eukaryota, Viridiplantae, Streptophyta, Magnoliopsida, Asterales, Asteraceae.
AUGACCAUAGAACCAGUUCAAACUCCCGUCACAAGGUCACCAAUGUCCCACAUUGAGUUCUUCCCCAUUCCUGAUGUCUGGUCGUGCGAUGGCAAACAGCGACUCACGAGCAACAGCAACGACGACAUGAGAAUCACUUCCCGAUUGAAUGUCGCGCCAACGGUGGCUUCGCUCUUAGCCAUAACAAAAACAACGACGAUUGGGCUCUUCGACCUCCAUAAUGAAGACAACAUCGGCAGAGUAUCCAAUUUGGUAGCGGCAGCGACAAACAACAAGAAGAAGGGAUGGAGAAGGAGCAGGUUAGCGAUUCGAGUUUUCGCAGCAGCAAUGGUUAGCGUCGUCGGCCAAUAUCAUGUAUGA